AUGUUUGACUCCAGCGACAGCAGCAGAAGCAGCUGCAGCAACGAGGAAGACAGCGACCACAGCAGCAACAGCAGCAACAGCAGCAGCAACCAGAGCAGCAACAACAGCAGCAGCAACAAAAGAAGCAGCAGCAGCAGCAGCAGCAGCAGCAGCAGCGAUGAAGCAUCCUCAGAUGACUGCAGCAGCACAAUCUCAGAUUCUGUUGACAGCAGCAGCAUUGGGGGCAGCAGCAGCCCCGUCGCAGCAGCAGCAGCAGCAGCAACAGCAGCAGCAGCAGCAGCAGCCAGACCAGCUGUUCAGCAUUGCAGCAGCAGCAGCAACAGAAGCAGCAGCAGCAACACAAGCAGCAGCAACGCCCUUGAGGCAGCAAUCGCAGAAACCUCGCCAGCAGCAGCAGCAGCAGCAGCAACAGCAGCAGCAGCAGCAGCAGCAGCAGCAGCAGCAGAAGCAGCAGCAGCAGCAGCAGAAUUAAAGAGUUCAACAGAAGCAGCUAGCGAAAGCACUGAAGCAAAAAAGGCAGCAGCAGCAGCAGCAGCAACAGCAGCAGCAGCAGCAGCAGCAAUCCCCUACGUCGUUGCCAACGCAGCAACAGAAGCAGAAGAAGAGACUGCAGCAGCAGCAGCAGCAACAGAAGCAGCAGCAGCAGCAGAAGCAGCAGCAGUAGCAGCAGCAGCAAAUGAAGCUGCUUUGGCGCAGGUUCAAGCAGCAGCAAAACCUGCAUCAGGGGAAGCUGCAGCAGCAGAAGCAGCAGCAGCAGCAGAAGCAGCAGCAGCAGCAGAAGAAACAGGAGCAGCAUCAGCAGCAGCAGAGGCAGCAGCAGAAGGUGCUGAGGCAGUAGAAGGAGCAGCAGCAGAAACAGCAGCAGCAAAUGCAGCAGCACCAGAAACAGCAGAAACAGCGGCAGCAGAAACAACAGCAACAGCAGCAGCAGAACCAGCAGAAGCAGCAGCAGCAGCAGCAGCAGCAGCACCAGAAGCAGCAGCGGAAAAAGCAGCAGCAGCGGAAGCAGAAGCAGCAGCAGCAGAAAGAGCAGCAGCCGCAGAAGCAGCAGCUGAAGAAGAAGCAGCAGCAGCAGAGGCAGCAGCAGCAGCAACAGAAGUGAAAGCAGCACCAGCAGCAGAGGCAGAAGCAGAAGCAGCAGCAGCAGCAGCAGCAGCCGCUUCCCCAGAAGCAGCAGCAGAAGCAGAAACAGGAGCAGCAGCAGAAGCAGCGACAGAAGCAGCAGCAAAAGCAGCAACAGAAGCAGCAGCAGAAGCAACAGCAGCAGCAGCAGAAGCAGCAGAAGCUGGUGAAUCAAAUACAGCAGCAGCAACAGCAGCAGACGCAGCAGCAGCAACAGAAGCAGCAGCAGCAGGUGCAGCAGCAGCAGAGGCAGAAGCAGCAGCAGCUACUGAAGCAGCAGGAACCGAAGCAAUAGUAGAAGAAGCAGCAGCAGCAACAGAAGCAGCAGCUGCAGGAGCAGCAGCAGCAGAAGCAGCAGCAGCAAUACAAGCAGCAGCAGCAGCAGCAGCAGACGCAGCAGCAACAGACGCAGCAGCAAACGAAGCAGCAGCGGACACACCAGCAGCAGCAGAUGCAGCAGCAGCCGAAGCAGCAACAGCAGGUGCAGCAGCAGAAGCAGCAGCAACAGCAGCAGCAGCAGCAGAACAAGAUGCACGUGAAGCAGUAGCACCAGAAGCAGCAGCAGCAGCAGAAGCAGUAGCAGCAACACAACCAGCAGCAGCAGCAGAAACAGCAGCAGCUGAAGCAGCAGCAACAGGAGAAGCAGCAGCAGCAGAAGCACCAGGAACACCAGCAGCAGAAAAGGAAGCAGAAGCAGCAGACGUUGCAGCAGCAGAAGCAGCAGCAGCUGCUGCAGCAGAAGCAGCAGACAUUGCAGCAGCAGAAGCAGCAGCAGCUACUGCUGCAGCAGAAGCGCGAGAACCAGCAGCAGCAGCAACAGAAGCAGCAGCAGCAGCAACAGCAGCUGCAAACGAAACAGCUGCAGCAGAAACAACACCAGCACUAGAAGCAGCAGAAGCAGAAACAGCAGCAGCAGAAGCAGCAGCAGAUGCAGCAGCAGCAGCAGGACCGCCAGCAAUAGAAGCAGCAGAUGCAGCAGCAGCAGAAACUGCAGCAGCAGAAGCAGAAGCAGCAGCUGCUGCUGCAGCCGAAGCAGCAGCUGCUGCUGCAGCAGAAGCAUCAGCAGCCGCAGGACCGCCAGCAGUAGAAGCAGCAGCAGCAGAAGCAGCAGCAGCAGAAACUGCAGCAGCAGAAGCAGUAACAGCAGCAGCGGCAGCAACAGAGGCAGCAAAAGCAAAGGUAGCAGCAGCAGCAGCAGCAGCGGAACCGCCAGCAGCAGAAGCAGCAGAAGCAGAAACCGCAGCAGCAGAAGCAGCAGCAGCAGAAGCAGCAGAAACCGCAGCAGCAGAAGCAGCAGCAGCAGAAGCAGCAGCAGCAGAAGCAGCAGCAGCUGAAGCAGCAGCAGCAGAGGCAGCAGCAGCAGAAACCGCAGCAGCAGAAGCAGCAGCAGCAGAAGCAGCAGCAGCAGAGGCAGCAGCAGCAGAAGCAGCAGCAGCAGAAGCAGCAGCAGCAGAAGCAGCAGCAGCUGAAGCAGCAGCAGCAGAAGCAGCAGCAGCAGAAGCAGCAGCAGCAGAAGCAGCAGUAGUACCAGCAGCAGAAGCAGCUGCAGCAGCAGGAGCAGCUGCAGCCACAGAAGCACCAGGAGCUGCAGCAGCAACAGCAGUAGCAGCAGUAGCAGCAGCAACAGAAGCAGCAGAAGCAGAAGCGGCAGCCGCAGCAGCAACACACUCAGGAGCAGCUGCAGCAGACAAAGCAGCUGCAGCAGCAAGCACUGCAGCAGCAAGUACUGCAGCAGCAACAACAGCUGCAGCAGCAGCAGCAGACGCAGCAGCUGCAGCAGCAAUUGCACCCGCUCUAGCAAACACAGCAGCAGCUGCAGCAGAGGAAGCAGCAGCAGCAGCAGCAGCAGAUGCAGCAACAGAUACAGGAGACAAAGCAGCUGCAGCAGCAACCUCAGCAGCAGAUGCAGCAACUGCAGCAGCAGCUGCAGCAGCAGAUGCAGCAGCACAUGCAGCAGCAGAUGCAGCAGCAGGUGCAGCAACUGCAGCAGCAGAUGCAGCAACUGCAGCAGCAGCAGAUGAAGCGGCAGAAGCAGCAGCAGCUACAGCAGCAUACACAAAUGCAGCAACCGAGGAAUCUGCUGCUGCUGUUUCAAUUUCAGCAGCAGCAGCAGCAGCAGCAGCACAAAAAGCGGCGACGAUACACUCAGCAACAGCAGCAGCAGCAAGAAGCGCAGAGAAGAAGCUGUCGUUUGCUGCUGCUGCUGCUGCUGCAGCAACAGCUGAUGCUGCUGCCCCUGGGGUGGGAACAGCAGCCGUCUUGCUAGAGCAGCAGCAGCAGCAGCAGCAGCAGCGGCAGCAGCAGCAGCACAAACAAAACGCAGAGUUACACCAGCAGCAGCAGGAGCAGCAGCAGGAGCAGGAGCAGCAGCAGCAGCAGCAGCAGAAGCAGCAGCAGCAGCAGCAGCGGCGGCACCGCCUGCAUCUUCACCCGCUGCUGCAGCUGCUAUCAAAGUUUCCGCUGCUGCCAGCUGCUCUAUACAACAAACAGCAGCAGGCAAGCACAGCAGCAGCAGCAGCAGCAGCAGCAGCAGCAGCAGCAGCAGCAGCAAAACCAGCAGCAGCAGCAGCAGCAGCAGCAGCAGCAAAAGCAGCAGCAGCAGCAGCAGCAGCACAGUUUGUGGACAUUGCUGGGGCGAAUGAGAUCGCGGGGUGCAGCAGCAGCAGCAGCAACGGCAGCAGCACCAGCACACUGCAGCAGCAGCAGCGCUUGCAUGCGUUUGCUGCUGCGAACUGUUGCUGCUUCUGA
This is a messenger RNA of Eimeria mitis, 3870 nucleotides long. RefSeq lists its product as uncharacterized. The coding region runs from base 1 to 3870 and encodes 1289 amino acids. NCBI's taxonomy places the organism in Eukaryota, Apicomplexa, Conoidasida, Eucoccidiorida, Eimeriidae. The transcript is spliced from 2 exons. The record is from RefSeq and is a predicted model, not a curated record.